Molecule: messenger RNA, 708 nt
Organism: Panicum virgatum (switchgrass)
Lineage: Eukaryota; Viridiplantae; Streptophyta; Magnoliopsida; Poales; Poaceae
Product: BTB/POZ and MATH domain-containing protein 3-like
Exons: 1
Coding region: 1-708 (235 amino acids)
Biological process (GO): protein ubiquitination
Molecular function (GO): protein binding
Source: RefSeq, a predicted model, not a curated record
AUGGGGGAAUCCGGAUGCAUCGACUUCAAGCUCGACUGCUCAAAAGCCAAGAAACACGCCGCCGGCGAACCUGUCGCCGCCGGCAGCGCGGCGGAACAGUCCAUCACCGGCGAUUUCCUCCGCCAGUGCUGCCUGGUGGGUGACGGCGCGGCGGAUGUCUCCUUCUUGGUCGGCGGCGACAAGUUCCGCGCGCACCCGCGGGCCGUGCUCGCCGCCGGCUCGCCGGUGUUCAAAGACUUGCUCUUCAGCCCAGCUGCUUCCUCCACGGACGACGGCGUCAGGGUGCGCGGCGUCGAGCCCGAGUCCUUCCGAGUCCUCCUGCGGUUCAUGUACGCCGACGACGCGCUGCCCGGAGACGACGAGACCAAGGGCGCGUCGACGGCCGAGACGCUCCGGAACCUGGUCGCGGCGGCGGACAUGUACGGAAUGGAGAGGCUGAAGCUCGCCUGCGCCGAGAAGCUCUGGGAGCACGUGUCGGCAGAGACCGUUGCGGCGACACUGGGCUUCGCCGAGACGCACGGCUGCCCGGAGCUGAAGAACAGGUGCCUGGACUUCCUCGCGGAGGAGGAGAACCUCCGCAAGGCAGCGUUGAGCGAGGGUUACGUGCAGCUAGUGACGAGUUUCCCGUCGAUACUCGAGGAGCUAAGAUCACGGCUCUGCCCACGGCUUGAGAGUUCAGACUUUGAAGAUUUUUGCUCCCUUUUUUAG